This is a messenger RNA of Neocloeon triangulifer, 1382 nucleotides long. RefSeq names its product serine/threonine-protein kinase STK11-like. NCBI's taxonomy places the organism in Eukaryota, Metazoa, Arthropoda, Insecta, Ephemeroptera, Baetidae. Gene Ontology annotation, cellular component: nucleus; cytoplasm. Gene Ontology annotation, molecular function: ATP binding; protein kinase activator activity; protein serine/threonine kinase activity. The coding region runs from base 148 to 1287 and encodes 379 amino acids. Gene Ontology annotation, biological process: regulation of Wnt signaling pathway; protein phosphorylation; glucose homeostasis. The transcript has 8 exons. The record is from RefSeq and is a predicted model, not a curated record.
UCAAGUCGGCCACGCCCACUUUUGUAUUUACUUCAAUAAAAUUUUCUACGAUUGGAAUUUCGCAAAUAAUGCUGGUUCCGAAAACUUGAAUCAGUUCGUACUUUUCCGUCUUUUCCCUCUGAAUAGUCUGAAUCUCACUGCCGAAGAAUGGACGAUAACUGGGAGGAAGAGGGACUUCUGCUUUUCCACAGGGUUGACUCGGAUCAGGUAAUUUACCAGCGCGGCCCGAAAGGCGUGAAAAUGGUCGGACGAUACGUGGUGGGCGAAGUCCUGGGCGAAGGUUCCUACGGAAAGGUCAAGGAGGCCCUGGACCAGGACACGUUGACCAGGAGAGCCAUCAAGAUUCUCAAACGAAACAAGCUCAAGCGAAUUCCCAAUGGAGAAGCCAACGUUCAAAGAGAGAUUAAACUUUUGUCUAGUCUGAAGCACCCAAAUGUGAUAAGUUUAAUUGAGGUGAUGCGAAAUGAAAUCAAGGACAAACUGUACAUGGUCCUCGAGUUCUGCCUGUUCUCCCUGCAGGCCUUGUUGGACUCUGUCUCGGAAAAGAAGCUUCCAUAUUCGCAAUCGCACUACUACUUCUGCCAGCUGGUGGACGGACUCGAGUAUUUGCACAGCCGAAGGGUGGUGCACAAAGACCUGAAGCCGGGCAACCUGCUGCUCACCAUGGACGGCACCCUGAAGAUCUCCGACUUUGGAGUGGCCGAGGUCGUCGGCCUUUUCGACCCUGAGGACUCGUGCCAGGACGGCCAGGGCACGCCCGCCUUCCAGCCACCUGAAAUCGCCAACGGGGCCAACACCUUCUCAGGGUUCAAGGUUGAUGUGUGGGGCUCAGGAGUGAGUUUGUUCAACAUGUGCACAGGACUGUACCCUUUCGAAGGUGACAACGUGUACCGGCUUUACGAGUCCAUUGGUCGGGGCACUUUCACGAUGCCCCCAAACCUUGACCCCUCCCUGGCCGACCUCCUGUCCGGUCUUCUUUGCGCCGACCCGCACAAGCGCUUCAAUUUGAAUCAGGUUCGUCACCACCCUUGGAUAGUGCGGAAGAUGCCCAAGUGCGAGCCGUGGGUGGAGGUGCCCGGCGACAGGGUGCACUCAAUGAGCGUCCUGCCCUACCUGCAAGACCUCCACUAUGGGCCUGACCCUGACGAGCAGGCCUUUUUCACUCAGCGCCAGAUCAACGAGGCCAGGCAGCUGGCGGAGGAGAACAGAAAUCAAGAGCUGCAAAACAACAAUACAAAGACUUCUUGCAUCUCAUCCAAAAAAUUCUCUUCCUGUAGACAAUCCUAAGGUUUUAAACUUGAUUUUAGAAGGGGAAACAAUUGUUAUUAGUAGGGCUUGCACAUAUAAUAAUAAUAAAAAAUACAAAUUAACGUUUAAAAAUU